Heteronotia binoei (common prickly gecko) is the source of this 5950-nucleotide messenger RNA. RefSeq names its product nuclear receptor coactivator 7 (gene NCOA7). The record is from RefSeq and is a predicted model, not a curated record. Lineage: Eukaryota; Metazoa; Chordata; Lepidosauria; Squamata; Gekkonidae. Gene Ontology annotation, cellular component: nucleus. The transcript is spliced from 16 exons. The coding region runs from base 650 to 3526 and encodes 958 amino acids. Gene Ontology annotation, biological process: response to oxidative stress; regulation of transcription by RNA polymerase II.
GAAGGCGGCAGAAAAGCGUUCCCGGUGUGAAAGUGGGGAUGGGAACCAUUGCGCAUCUUUUGUACGCGGGCGACACGCUGAGGAUGUGGGCGGAGUUGUGCGUGGAGUAGCGGGGAGGAAGGUUUGGCUCGGAUGAAACGCAGCGUUUGGAGAUUAGCUGCCGGAGGGAGGCGGGAGAAUGCGUUGUUGUGAGCACACGGAACGUAGGAGUACGGAGGGCUGCGUCCGCCCGGGGGCGGGGGGCGCGACCAUGCUGGUGCAGCGACUGUCCUUGUGAUGCCCGCCGGCGACCGGGAAGGGCGCGCUUUGGCUAGCAGGCUGAACCGUAACUGCGGCAGCAGCAGCCGAGGCUCUUAGCCAGCCCGCCUUCCUUAGCGACCGGCUUGCGCAAUCCGCUCCGAGAGUCUGAGGCUGCCGCUUUUCCCGUUCCCCUCCGGCUGCCUUCAUGCUUCCCGGAGGAGCAUGAAGAGCUCCUCGUUUGGCGGCCGUGCCAAGAGCCUGCGCAGCGGUGGCCAGACAUGCCCCAGCCUUGGCUGAAGACAUCGCUCCAGUAAUCGCCCUCUCUCUGGAGGGGCUGAAAUGAGGACAUGAGGCAUUGACUGGAAGCGCAAAACCUCACAAGCUUACUUUGGACUUUUUACUGUUUACUAUGGAGACCAAGGAAGACAAAAAAGAGAGAAGAGGCUAUUUUUACCGUCUGAGAAAGAAGAGAGCAGCAAAACAAAAUGCAGACACAGCACCUGGUAAUGCUUGUGGAGCUUCUGCGUGCAGAAUUCAGACAGGAAAAGAUGAUGGAAGCAAAGUCAUUUUGGCACAAACUAAUGGUUCCCAAGAAAAUGGCAAAAUUCCUGGGGGAAAGGAAGACUGUGUCACUGAUGGAGAGAAAAAAAAGAAAAAAAGUCAGCCAAAGGAUAUUAGGCGCACAGAUCUGAAGAGAUACUAUAGCAUUGAUAAUAAUCAAACCAAAACUAAUGAGAAGAAAGAGAAGAAAAUGGUCUUUCAGAAACCCCACGGUACAAUAGAAUAUACGGCUGGAAGCCAAGACACCUUAAACAGCAUUGCACUGAAGUUUAAUAUUACUCCAAAUAAACUUGUGGAACUCAAUAAGCUUUUCACACACACAAUUGUUCCAGGCCAGAUUCUGUAUGUGCCAAAUAUUGAUUCUGUCCCCACUGCUGGAAAACUAGCUUCUCUAAGUCCUGGUGCUCCUGUUUCACCCUCAUCAUCAGAUGCAGAGUAUGAUAAACUUCUGGAUGCUGACUUGGCAAGAAGGGCUUGCAGACCGAUCCAAAGAGUCCUGUCUUCCACAUCAGAAGAGGAUGAGCCAACUGUUGUCAAAUUUUUAAAAAUGAAUUGUCGAUAUUUCACAGAUGGCAAGGGUGUGGUUGGAGGGGUCAUGUUAGUUACUCCAAACAACAUCAUGUUUGACCCUCACAAGUCAGACCCUCUGGUAAUUGAGAAUGGCUGUGAAGAGUAUGGACUCCUUUGUCCUAUGGAAGAGAUUAUUUCAAUUGCUUUGUACAACGAUAUCUCACACAUGAAGAUUAAGGAUGCUCUGCCAUCCGACAUACCAAAGGAUCUUUGUCCUCUGUACAGGCCUGGUGAAUGGGAAGACCUUUCCUCUGAGAAGGACAUCAACCCUUUCAGCAAAUUUAAAUCCUUGAACAGGGAGAAGAAGCAACCAAAAGUAAAUAACUUUGUCACCUUGAAUUCCAAACUGAUAACGCUUUCAGACAAGGAGAAACCUACAGAUUUUGAACUUCUUAACCCUUCUGAAAAGUCUUCCUUGGUAUCACUAGAACCAUCAAGGGACUCCACCAUUGGUGAUCCUUCAAAAGGGGUGCAUUUAGAGAAGUAUACUAAAGAAUGUUCUGGACAUAAGGUUACUCUAGGCCUUGCCAAAGAUAAUUCCCUUUUGGAAGAAGGUGGUUUUAUUGAACUAGAAGAUACUUCACCUUGGACUGAUGGCAAAGGAGACAGUAGAGAUGUGGGACCAAUACAGGUUACCACUGAUGGUAAACUGACUGAGGAGGUGCCACUACGAGCAACAAAUCAAGGCAGUUGUGAGCAAUCAGAAUUAUAUUUAUCAGGGACAAAACAUGAAGUUGGCUGUAAAGAGGUCAUUGAUUCAGAGUCCUGUGAGAAGCUAGAUGUAGUGCCUGAAAUAAACAAGGGCAGCAGUUCACCAACAAGUAAGAUAGAAACUACUUUGGAUGCUAAUCAGGAGUUGGAUAAAGACAAGCUUAUUGAAUUUUACUUAAAUAAAGAUGAGUUGCAACCUCCUGAUGAUUCAUGUAAGGCUAAAAUCAAGGAAGAGGGGAAUAAUAAACAAUUAGGUAUAGACCUCACACUUAGUUCUUCUCAUUCCCAAACCAAUGAAGAUUUUACAAUGAAAAGGGUAGGCUCUGAUUCAUGUUCUGUUGAAAGAAAAGAGCCAUUGCCAGAAGUUGGCUCAGCAGUGCCUGAGAAAAAGGAGCAUAAAGGAUCGAGAUCAUCUUCAUUGGCAUCUCAUCUAGACCAAAAGGGUUGUCAACAAAUUGAUCUAGAUAAUAAAUCUGAAAUCAGACUGUGGCUGCUGCAAAGAAUCCAAGUGCCGAUUGAAGAUAUGCUUCCUUCAAAAGAGGAGAAAAGCAGGACCCCUCCAAUGUUCCUGUGCAUUAAAGUGGGCAAGCCUAUGAUGAAGUCAUUUGCUUCUCAGAACGCCACUAUGGCCCAGCAAUAUGGUAAAAGAAGGAAGCAACCAGAGUACUGGUUCGCUGUUCCUCGAGAGAGGGUAGAUCAUCUGUAUACAUUUUUUGUACAGUGGUCACCAGAUGUGUAUGGCAAAGAUGCUAAGGAACAGGGUUUUGUGGUGGUGGAAAAGGAGGAGCUUGAUAUGAUAGACAACUUCUUCAGCGAGCCCUCAACAAAAAGCUGGGAGAUUAUCACCGUAGAAGAAGCAAAACGCCGAAAGAGUAUUUGCAGCUAUUGUGAAGAAGAUGGUGAUGAGAACAAUGAUAAUGAAGAAGAUGCUUUGCCUGUGUUAAAAAACCAGAGCGUUCUCCUAGAAAAUAUGCAUGUAGAGCAGCUUGCCCCGUGCCUGCCAGCAAGGGUUCAGGGAUAUCCUUGGAAGCUUGUAUACAGCACACAGGAACAUGGAACUAGUUUGAAAACACUUUAUCGUAAAUCAGCGUCUCUUGAUAGUCCGGUCCUUCUUGUCAUCAAAGAUAUGGACAACCAGAUAUUUGGGGCUUAUGCAACACAUCCUUUCAAGUUUAGUGACCACUAUUAUGGCACAGGAGAAACUUUCCUAUACACAUUCAACCCUGUUUUCAAGAUUUUUAAAUGGAGUGGAGAAAAUACCUAUUUUAUCAAUGGAGAUGUAACCUCAUUAGAACUUGGAGGGGGAGAUGGCAGGUUUGGUUUAUGGCUAGAUGCUGAUCUGUAUCAUGGUCGGAGCAACUGUUGCAGUACAUUCAAUAAUGAUAUCUUAUCCAAAAAAGAAGACUUUGUUGUCCAGGAUGUAGAAGUGUGGACAUUUGAGUGAUGUACUUGCUGCCUUAAAAAGCCUAUGGCUCUGAAUGUUGAGAAUUGGAAUGCAGGCUGCCUAACACAUUUCAUCCUCCUCUUGAAAACAGAUGAAGUUUGAUUACACAAGACUUUUAAAGGCAAAAAUGGAUUACAACAACAACAAACACCUAGCUAAAAUCUUAUUCCAGCUGUGCUGUCACUCCUACAAAAAUAUGCUUAUGGAAAGCAUUUAUGACAUAUGAGUUUAAAGCAGUCUCUUUUUUCUGUAUCUGUGGGAAAAAACCAUAGAACUGUAUAGUACAUUCCAUGUGUAUUUUUAUUCAGAUAAGUGAAAACCAAAAAGAGGGAACAGUUCAUUACCACAUUCUAUGGCAUAAAGUGAUGUUUUCCAUGAUAAAAUACUAGUAAUUUGAACUUAUAUACUGGGCACUUAAAGGGAACAUUUUAAAUAUAUAUAUAUAUAUAUAUUAUUUGUAUAGGACAUUUUUCUGAAAUCCAGCAGGUUAUUUUUGUUUUAAUAUUACAAGUCUCAAAAUUGGCUAGAAAGAUUGUGACAGAUGCCUUAAGUGGCAGUGAUGAAUAGUUUCGGUUUCCUAGUUUUUAUAUUUUGCUAGUUUUUUUAAUUUUGUAAAUGAAACAUUUUUGUUGAUUUACCCUAAUUCUUUUAGGGAUUGGGGGGCAGAAGCACUGAGUGCAUAAUUCUGGAUUGAGAUGGGAAUAUUGGUAGUACACCUUGUCAGAUAUACAUUUUGUUGUGUUGAUAUGGUGAUGUAUGGAGAUAGACUUUUCACUGGUUAUCAAGGGCAAACCCCCACCCCCCCAUUGAUAGAGGUACUUCUCAGAAAUAUGUUGUCAUGGGGCACAAGAUAAACAUGCCUCUACAUAUUACUUGAAAUUUUGUUAAAGCAAAAUGUUAUAAUACCACGCCAAACUAGGUUAGUCACUUUUUUGAAGAAUGUUAUAUUUUCUGAAUAACAUUUAAACCCAGUGGUUGACUUCCUAUAACAAUCAUUUUUCUCCUGGUUAUUUUUAAAAUGACAUGUAUACUGUGUCCAUGCAUACUUGAAUACUGCAGUCUUGUAAUCAUUAAUUUAUUGGGUAAUUGAUUACAGUAGUGAAGUAUCCAACCUCACAUGUAUCCCACGUUGUGUGCAUUUAUUGAAGGAGAACACUGGAUCUGAAUGGACUUUGUUGAAUGCUGUUAAUUCACUUUAACUUAAUUAAGGAGCUUCACUUAAAAUAAAUAAUGGUUUUGGUUACUUGUCUUUCAUAAAAUAUAUUCCAGCUAUAAAAGCAAUUAAAAAGAUGAUGCUAUUAAUUCCUGAAAAGCUUACUAUACUAACUUAAUAUUUUGCUAAAGAAAGAUGAGGCAAGGGCCCAGACUGAGUCAUCAUGAGAGGAUGUUUUUAAAAAGUAUAAUUUUAAUAUUCCAAAAUUACACUGAAUAUGUCACAUAAACCCUGUGACAUAUCUGUCCCAACUGAGACUGCAACUCAUUUCCACUUAGAGCAGCAUUGCUUACAAUUAAUAUAUAGCUAUGCUGUAAUAAUUAGAGCAUUUUUAAAAAAGUUUGACCAACUGGAUGUGUUUAUAUUCUCUCCAUAUUAUGCUACGUGACCUAUACAGCUGGGACCAGAUUACAAAGACUGUGUGAAAACAGUCAUUUAUUAUUCUUCCUUAUUUUUUAAUCUGAAGAAACAAAAGAGAACAAGCAGCUUUUCUUUGAAAGCAUCAGUGUCUCUUUGCACACAAGGUUCUUUGUACUGAUAGGUGUUUGCAUUACAUAUAAUCUGCAAAGUUGUUUUUCACAUGAGUUUUUACAUGAACAUUGUUUCAUGUAAACAGCCGCAUGUAUGAACAUACACACACACCUAUUACUGAGUGUACAUGCCGUGAGAAUAUGCAGCAGUUCAGGCUUGCUGCAAAAUAUACGUUUAGAAAAUAAAAUUGCAUGCAUCUGUCAUAUCUGAUGGCAAACGGCAAGGUAUACACAUAGUUCCAUACAAAGGAUUAGUAUGCUUGUAGACAAUUUAUCAUGUGAGAAACAAUACUGGAACGUUUAACACAUGGCAUCUAUGCUUUUAUACCAUUUCCUUCAGAGUUCUGACCACUGGUGAUACUACAGAGAUUAUCACUGUAAAGUAUGAGCCUCUAAUGCUAACAUUUUGGAGACAUACCAGGGACCCUUUCAAAUAUAAUUUUGCCAUUGAAAACACACUCGCUAACUGAAAGCAAAAGAUUUUUAGAUAUUUGACAUAUUUCACUGUUGUUACAUGCAUUUUAUUCUAUUAUAUACUUGUCAGAGACUAUCUGAAAUGUUUGUGUUCUGUAUUCAAACAGUGUUGUCCUACCAAAAUUGUGACCCUUCAGACUUAUGGAUAUUUAAUAUAUGUAAUACAGUGCUAUUGCAAUAUUUUCAAUAAAGGAAUUUAUGCAUUCA